Molecule: messenger RNA, 3162 nt
Organism: Monopterus albus (swamp eel)
Lineage: Eukaryota; Metazoa; Chordata; Actinopteri; Synbranchiformes; Synbranchidae
Product: otoancorin-like
Exons: 23
Biological process (GO): cell-matrix adhesion
Cellular component (GO): cell surface
Source: RefSeq, a predicted model, not a curated record
AUGGAAACCUUAUCACUGCUGUCAGCCAGACAGCUUGCAGAGGUGUCCUCCACACCUGGACAGCUCACCUCUGCUGCCCAGGUUAACCAGCUAAUGGCAUAUGUCCCCAACGAUCGCCUCCCUGCCUUCUUUGAUGACUUUACAUCUGCUAUUGCUGGUCAUGAAAACAUGUAUCCUACUCCGGUGAGGUCAGCCAUGUUACAAGUUGUGUUCGAUCGUGCAAAUCUCUCCAGUAAUGCAGUGAGUGAUCAAGUUGUGUCAGUGUGGCUACAAAACCGCCUGCCCCCCCUGCUGGUCAACCUGUCAUCAACCCAAGUUGCAGCGUUCUUCGGGAUACUGGCGGGAAGGAGCUGCAGUAUAGGGGAGCAGGGUGUAGGGGACCUGAAUGCAACAAUUUCAUCUCUCAGUGAUGAUACCAAGAAAGAAAUCUACAACAACAUCAUUCAGACUCUCAGAGGACCAGUACCUCUUCGCUGCUACGAUGGCUACUACAGCGGCAACUACAACGUCAGUUACUACAGUUUUCUGCAGCGUUCAUUCAUGGGAUUCCAGUUCCCCAUCUUGACCACCUUCCUGUCACUCAUGCCUCAAGACAAAACAUCUCAGCUGUUGAACUCCAUGCCUCCAUCUGAUCUUGGGGAUUUCCUCCGUCGCCCAAAUGCUGUCGACAGCGAUGCACAACUCUGUGUGCUCUACAACAACUACAAGAAGACAGAGGCCUUCCUGGAGACCGAGCCUCUCCCGGUGGUGGUGAGGCAGGCCACACUGCCUUGUGUCUGGCCCAUGGCUCUCAGCAGCACCAAUAGGUCAGAGGUCAAUGCUUGGUUUGACCGAGGCCUCCGCGACUACCUGGGGUUCCUCACAAAGAAUGAGAUCAUCCCCAGUAUCACAGGCAACGCCUCAUGUCUGGCCUUCCAAAAGUUGUACACAGGGGCGGCAACAAGGUGUUACAACCCCAACGACGCAGACCUCAGCUCUACCGCCUGGUUUGUUGAGUACAUCGGAUCUUUCUUGUCUUUCCUCACUCUGGAUGAUCUUCAGACAUUUGGAUCAUCACAGGUUCUCCAGGUGUUCACAGUGAACCCCCUCAACAUUGCCCUCUUCAGCCAGUAUGUCUCAUCUCUCGACCUCAUCAAGUACUACACUCAGCUUGUUUAUCAACAGGACAGCAACUUCAAUCCCUUACUUCUUCCUCCAGUGUAUCGGUGUGGUGCUCCUGGUCCAGCAUUUACCCAGAUGAACGUAACACAAAGUACGAUGGUUCUGAAUGAUCUGAACACGUUCUGUACCAACCUUGACCCACAGAUUUCUGCAGCUUUAGUGAGUAACUUUGGAACCCACAUUGAUGCAGCUGUCCUUGCUGCCCUCGGCAAUCAAAGCACCGGCAUGUCCAUAGGCCAGAUCAACAAACUAAAUCCUGCGGACCUAUAUAGUACUCUCAACACCCUUAGCAAUGUGCAGGGGUGGAGCGAAGGUCAGGCCAAGGCCGUUGUCCAGGCUCUGAUUUCUUCAGGACUCAUACAGAUCAACAGCCAGUCGGAUUUGGAGAAGCUGGGCUCUCUUGUUGUGGGUGUUCCUGCUUCAGUGAUCCACGCCAUCAGUGGUUCCCAGCUGAUUAGUGCAUCCAGAAACCCUACAUUCCUGGAGAACUUGAUGGCUUCUCCGGACAUCAUCCAGCAGACCUUUGUUACUCAGAUCAUAUCAGUGAACAGCAGCAGUGAGGCGAUCAUACAGAACGUUCCAGAUCAAUUUGCCACUCAGAUCCCUCCAUAUCGGUUGGUGGGCUUCUCAAAUAAUGCCGACAUUAUCAGAACACUCAACAAGAAGACUUGGAAGGCGCAACAAGCUGAGUUAUUCUUCAACAUAAUAGCAGAUGAAAGUGCAACCGCAGUGCUUGGUGGUCCAAACAAUGUGUCGUCCUCUGUGCUGCAAGGCUUCACCUGCACUGGAGUGAGGAAUGUUAACCCAGCACAGGUCGAGAAGCUGAUCAAAGCCUGUCGGAGGACAGGCAAGAAUAGGGUGCCACUGGAGGAGGCUCAGCUGACCUGCAUGUACAACUACGUCAAAGGAGAGUCGGAUGCCAACAGCUUCAGCCUCUUUCCUCCUGAUGUGCUGAUGUAUUAUGAUUACUCUGUGGUGCCACAGGACAACUGCAGGGACUAUUUUACACAGAUGGCAGGUGGAAAUUUUUUCGUCUUCUCUUCAGUCCUCAGCUACUUAAAGACGAACCUGUUUGCUAAUGCCAGAAACUGCCUGGAAAUAACAAACACAGUUUUGACUAAGGAUAAUAUAAUAGUGUUGGGAAACAUGUGUUGCACUUUGGAUGGGCCCUACAUCACGAACUCUGACCCAUACAUCUUGGAACAAAUGAAGAACUGCCCAGACCUCACUCCCACUCAAUCAGCUGCUGUUCAAACAAUCCUGCUGAGCGGGACAAGUCAGUAUGGAGCUACAUCGACAUGGAAUGACCAAACUCUGAUGAACCUUGAGAUUUUACCACUGCAUAUGAACUCAGACUUCUUUAAUAUCUUUGACAAAGUAACCACCAAGAAAUACUUUAAGGGCUUCCUGCCUUCUCUUAAGAGAAAAGGAGUGGGUCUGCAGAAGAUGAGAAGGCUGAAAGAACAAAUAAGACUGCACAGUAGUAGCAAGAGGUCAAAGCGAGCAGCAGUCAAUGAAUGCACUGUAGGAAUUAUCACAGCGGUGACCAUCAGCGAUGAGACGUUUCCCUAUUAUGACUAUUCUGACAUAAACCAGUUCGACUCUUGCCUCAGUGCUGCAAUUGUUAAAGACAACUUGGAUGUCAUCACUAGUAAGGUGGACACUGUGGACUAUCUCAGGAUUGUUCUCAACAAGCUGAAUGAGGCCUACCCCAGCUCUGUCCCAGAAGAUCAGGUUCAGCUCUUAGGCCCAGCGUCUCGUGUCGCCACCACUGACGACAUCAACAAGUGGAACAUCACUCAGAUCGACACACUCUCUGCACUGAUGGAUUCAUCCAACGGACCGUGGGACCCUAGCUUGGCAAAGGCCAUCAUCACUAAGUAUCUGAGUAAGGCAGAGAACAAACUCGGCAGUGCGGAGCUUAACGUCAUCGGAGGAGUCAACCUCUGCUCCCUGGACAUUGAUGUUUUGAAGAGCAUUUCCACACAAAGCAUCAAGUAA